Molecule: messenger RNA, 2584 nt
Organism: Macrosteles quadrilineatus (aster leafhopper)
Lineage: Eukaryota; Metazoa; Arthropoda; Insecta; Hemiptera; Cicadellidae
Product: transmembrane protein 129-like
Exons: 6
Coding region: 285-1391 (368 amino acids)
Biological process (GO): protein ubiquitination
Cellular component (GO): membrane; endoplasmic reticulum
Molecular function (GO): ubiquitin protein ligase activity
Source: RefSeq, a predicted model, not a curated record
CAAUACUCAUUAGCCAAUAGCCAAUAAUAUUAUCCAUGAUACAUUGAUAUAUUAUGAUAUUGUCAAUUUAUUAUUGUUAUUGUUGAUGUUGAUGUUUUGUUAGAGUUUAUCCAUCCAUCCUAUUCCUAUACUAUUCAUAAUCAUCAUCACCACGACCACAUCACAUUACACUUCUCAUUUUAAACUUAACCUAAUCUAAUUUCAAACGAACGUUUCUGAUAUAUAGUGUAUAUUUAAUUGACAUUUAAUUAAUUAGUCUUCUUGUAUGCAAUCCAACAUUGACGAUGUACGAAACCGGGACCCUGUUUACCCUAUUUUAUAUAAUUUGCUCAUAUUGUUUCGUAUUCAAAACAAAUGAAUUUUUUACUGCUGGAUUGACUGUAGAAAGCCUAUUCGGAAGGAUCAUAGGCAGUGAAACGGAAAAUUUUGUUUUUUAUCACAUCAAACGAUCAACAUACACAAUGUUCAUUCACAGUUUUAUUCCAAUAGGUUACAAUAUUGGUAUGUUUUGGAUUGCAUACUAUCCCUUGAUACAGAAAGGUUUAUGCCUGAUGAACAUUAUCGGAACGAUUGGCCUAAUUCUUCCGAUAACAACAGGAGUCAUUGUGUACAGGUGGAGGAAAAACAACUGGGAAGAACAUCCAAUAUCAAAAAGGCUUGCUUUAUUCAGUGGAAAUGCUGGUCAAAUGAAUUGGCGAACUUUGGCAUCUGAUAUCAAUGUUGAGUUCCGAAGGGUGAAUAAAAUUAUCAUUAAGUGUGGUACACUGGUGGAUGUGGUAGUGACGGAAAACUGGAUUAUCAAGGUGACUCCUUACAACAUGUACUUUGCCCAUCAGAGCAACACUACACUCUCACUGGACACAGCUGAUACUCACGCACUAGCAGUGAACGGCUCAGGGUCUGCGCAGUUCCUUAACAUCAAGGUAUCCUUCACUCAGAGAGGUUCCCAUCAUUUCUACAUCAGAUUAAAUGCUCUAGACUAUAAAGAUCUGAAAGACAAAGUUCUACGACCUAUCCAAGUUGCCCAAGAUAUUGUAUUCCACCAAACGAAAGCUGAGCAGUUUGUGGAAGUAUUCAAAGAGCAAGUUUACCUAAACCCUCGACAUCACCCUACUGAGGAAUUAGAAAUGUGCAUUGGAUGUAUGGUGAAUUUAUCCAACAUCAAAUUAGUGAAACACUGUAUAGAUGAAGGAGUUGACCCAUGCGGUAACUGUUACUGCCGGCCCAUGUGGUGCAUUUCCUGCAUGGGACGAUGGUUCGCUUCUCGUCAGGAUCAAGAUCAUCCUGAAGUAUGGUUGUCCUCAAAGUGUACUUGUCCUAUGUGCCGCAGUGUAUUCUGCAUCUUAGACGUCAGUUUGAUACAAGAAACACAAGCGGAUGAACUGAACUGAGUUAAUAAACAUGACAGUUACCAAGGAAAAUGUAUAUUUUGGAAAUAAGUGCUUAACUUUGUACCGCUCAGUUUCAGCUGUGAUUUUAUAAGAUUUUAUAUUUAAAGAGAAGAAAAAAGUUUAAGUUUUUAUAGGUUUUGAGAGAAAGAAGUUUUCAUUUAUUUUUGUUCUGAGAGAGCAGCAAGUCUCUGUUUUUUUCUACUCCGAGAGAAAGUGAAAGUUUUAGUUUUUUUAGAGAAGAAAGAAGUUUAAUUUUGUUGCUCUUAUAAAUUAAGUACUGUUAUAAAAGGGGUAGACCCUAAUCCUCUUUUCCCUGAGGAUCGUCCUUACUUAUUUGUGGUUUUACGUGAAAGAAGAACUGCCCAUCUGCCUUAUCGACAGUUAAAUAUUUCGCAAUAAAUAGUUUAAUUUGUAUUUGUGUUUAAGUAAACCAUUAGUAGUCCAUAAAUAAAAAUGUUUCUCAGGUGGAUCAGUAGGUAAGAUGUGUUUUUGAAUGAAACCUCAUGAUUAAAAAAAUAUUGUAACAUGUUGACUUCUGGUUUACAAAGAAGUGGACAAUAGUGUAAUACCCAAACCCCAACUAAGAAAACAAAAUGUAAAUAAAUUGUUGCUCAAUGCAUUAUUUCCUAAAUUUUUUCCAAACAGUUGUGUAAUAUUAAUACUUUUGCAUAAUGAUGAUUUCCCUUAAGUUAUCAAAAUUUAAUUUUUGUUAUUUAAAUGUGCAUAUUUUGUAUGGAGUUCUAUGCUUUCAAUCAUUUUUGUUAUUUUAAUGAAUUGUAGAAAUUGGGUUUAUAAUCCAAGUAAUUUUUUAAAGAUAAGUAAUUGUUGUUUUGUUCCAUAAUCUUAGUUGUGUCUUAACAUAAUUGCUAUUUUCACACAUUACCAAUCUUGCACAAGUCUGUAUGUGUUUGUCCCACUGUAUUAUGUUAAUGUCCUAAUAAUAUUGAAAAGUUUGAAACAGGUAAUAAGGAAGAGUAUUUAGUACAUAUUUAUAAUCUUGCAAACUAAGUUAUAGAAAAUUUAACUUAUAGCUUUUUUGUAAACUAAAUACUUGAAAUACUGUUUCAAGUGACGUUAUUGUGAUAAAACUAAUAAAUUAUUUCUUAAAAUUAUGUGUGUUUUUAUUAAAUUUCCAUUUUCCCAGUUAUAAAAUCAAUGUAGCCUUCGCUACUGAAGAUUAGAUUUUUGCGGAA